CGCCUAUUCCUCUACUGUUAAGACUCGACUCGAUAUGAAACUUUCUUUCUGGCGGAUGCAGGGGGAAAACAACUGAUAUGCUGCUAUUGUUGCUGCAACUUAUCAAACUCUGAGGGACGUACUUGUGUCUCCAAGUGAGCUGCGCUACGGGUAUAGGUCUAGAGCCCCACCUUGCGGGAAGUCAGUCUCUUCGAUAACAUCUGAAGCUGCUUGAUCCAGAGUCGUGAUCAGAUGGUCUUGAUGGACUAGAGCGGGGAUGGCUGCGCGAGCGAGACUAUUUUACUUACUUACAACUUUACACCUUUUCUUUAACAACUUUUCUGCGUCGCCAGCCCCUGGCACCAAGACAGAAAGCUCGGAAAAAUGCAACUAUAAGGUGCUCCAGUCUAGCUCUGACGAGAGCGUCCGCAGGCUGGGGAUCACGCUCCGCAGUGACAACUGCUCCCUGAACUGGAACCCGCUGGGGAAACACGCCAUCCAUGAGGUGACCAACGUGACCUUCAGCCACUUGGCCUGUGACAGCCAGGCGGCUGUGGUGGUUCACUGGAUGCCCAGUCCCCUAGGUAUCGAACACAUCAAGGGGUUCAGGGUGUACCUGGAGGACAAGAACCCAGAGGGGAAGCAGUGUCAGCACAUGAUCCUCAAAGAGCCCCGGCAGCUCAACUUCUCCUACAAGAACGUGAGGCUGAGCUCGCUGCCCUUUCCUGGCCUGGCCUUUGAGACGGACUACAUGGUCCGGGUGGUGCCCUUCCCCACCUUCAUGAACGACAGCUUCUUUCCCCCAUCCUUCCUCAGGACCAACUCCUGCGAGGUGCUUCUGGGACCAGACAACCUUGUAUGCAAACCAUUCUGGAAGCCUAAGAGCCUCAACAUCUCCCAGCUUGGCUCCAGUCUGCACGUGGCGUUUGACCCUGCCCCCUCCACCUUUGGCUUCAGCAUCUACUACCUGUACUACAAGCUCCGCCAGGAAGGCCCCUUCAGGCUGAAACGCUGCAAACCGGAAUUCACUUUGCCUAAAACGACGUGUGUCCUCCAAGAUGUAACACCAGGGACGUAUGCCAUAGAGCUGAGAGAUGACAGCAACAACACCAGGAGACAGGCUCAGUACCAUGUCAGUCAAGUCCACUCUCCGUGGGCGGGGCCUAUCCGAGCCAUGGCCAUCACCGUCCCGCUGGUGGUCAUGUCGGCCUUCGCCACCCUCUUCACUGUCAUGUGUCGCAAGAAGCAACAAGAGAACAUCUACUCGCACCUGGACGAGGAAAGCUCCGAGUCGUCCUCUCACGUCACGGCGCUGAACGCCGACCGACCCAGACCCAGACCCAAGGUGUUUGUCUGCUACUCCUCCAAGGACUGCCCCAAACACCAGACCGUCAUCCAGAGCUUUGCCUUCUUCCUCCAGGACUUCUGUGGUUGUGAGGUGGUGCUGGACCUGUGGGAGCACCUGGAGAUCUGUAAGGAGGGCCAGAUGUCGUGGCUGAGCCGGCAGAUAGACGAGGCUCACUUCAUCAUCACUGUCUGCUCCAGGGGCCUGAAGCACUACGUGGAGAAGAGGAGCCGUAAGGGCAAGGCCCCGGCUAGCCGAGCGGGCUCCAGCAGCACCGGUUCCCCGGGCGUGGCUGGCUCCAGCGGCGCGGAGCUCUUCAUCGUGGCGGUGGCCAUGAUCGCAGAGAAGCUGCGCGAGGCCUGCCAGAGCUCCCAGGACCUGUCUCGCUUCAUGGCGGUGUACUUCGACUACUCCCAGGAGAGCGACGUGCCCACGCUCCUGGGCCUGGCGCCCAGGUACAAGCUGAUGGACCAUCUGCCGCAGAUGUUCUCCCGCCUCCACUCCCGCCAGGCCGGCCCGGCCGAGCACGAGCAGCAGCCCCUCAACGUCUCCAAGAGGAACUACUUCCGGAGCAAGUCGGGCCGCUCGCUCUACGUGGCCAUCUGCAACAUGCACCAGCACGUGGCCACCGAGCCCGACUGGUUCGAGAGGGGGCUGAUGCCGGCCCCGCUCCCCGCCCCCCCGCUCCCGCCCCAGAGCCUCCGCACCGCCUCCACCUCCGACUCCGUGGCCAGCUCGGCCACUCCUCCCCUGGAGAAGUUUGACUCGGGCCUGGUGCUCAACGAGGUGGUCUUCAAGUCUCCUUCGGACGGCGAGGGGACCCUGAGGAGGAAUGUUCUGGUGCUGCCCCCCAGCCUCAGCCUGGGACACUGCUCCCUGCCCGGGCCCAGCUCCUGCCAGGCCCAUGAGGAUACCUACGGGGCUGGGGGCCCCGCCUCGCACGGUGGCUACCCGCCCCUUAGAACCUCUCCUCAGGGGGACGGCUCUGCCAGCCCCCCUGAGAUGCCCCGGGACUCGGGCAUCUACGACUCGUCCGUGCCGUCAUCAGAGCUGUCCAUCCCCCUGAUGGAAGGGCUGUCCCCAGACCAAGCUGACACCUCCUCCCUGGCCGACAGCGAAUCCUCCUCCUCGGGACUGGGAGACGAGGAGCCCCCUGCUGUUGGUUCCCUGCAUUGCACCGUCCCCACUGUGUGUAAAGCCCAACUGCACCACCACCACCACCCAGAGCAGAGUGAAGGACUGACUCCUGUAGCACCCUUGUAGUGGGCCCUCCCCCCCCACACACACCUCCCCCUCCACACACCUCCCCCCACACACCUCCCCCCCCCCACACACACACACACACCACCCCCCCACACCACCCUCAUGACUCCCUGGGCUGUGUUCCAUUCCGGUGUUGUUCCCUCCGCGUCACCAUUCACCUGAAAGGGACCAAUGGAAAUGGAAUACUCCCCUGUUCACGAAGGGAGCUCACGACCCACACAACCCUGGACUUGCAACGCCACUUUAAUGUGUGACUAUUCAACUUUAGUAACAGACUCCUUAAACCUCCAGAAAGUGACAACUGAUUACCCAGAGUGCACUGUCACAUGCUCCACCAUUCGUGGGUUAAGUCGGGUCGAUGUCAUAAUCCGUAUGUUUGUCAACUGUGGGAGUACCUGCAGUGGUGUGAACCAUGAAACAGCAGCAAGGAGCUAUCUAACCAAAGUGGUUGUAUCGUUUUACAACCUACCCCCAUUUAGAUGUCAUAUGUUAGUGGUUCAAAGUCCUUCAGAUCAGCACCUGUCAGCUCUUACCAGGUUAACAUUUUUCUUAACGGCUAAGUGCUUUUAGACUGAGUGCCAGUGGGUGUUGGCUGUGCUGCAGUCCUAUACUGGGUAGAAUGUGGAAUGAAGAGGGGACAAUCUGUGCAUAGUUCUCUUUAAUUUAUUGUCAAUUAAAUCAGUUUGGAGGCACACAAACAGGGUUGGUUACAACGUGCUCAAAAGUAUUUGUGUUGAAGCACUUUUUUAUCUUUUACAUUGUAAUGUGAUAUUCCUUUUAUUGACCCACAACAUUGUUUACUAUUCUAAAAUCCUCAUUAGAUUGGGAUUGUAUUACGAUAUCAAACAUUUGUGAAAUGGCUCAUCUCAUGAACAGUUUUUCCCAAAACAGAAAACAAUUUCACUGAUACUUUUGUUUGAAUUAUUUUGCCAAACCCCUCAUUUUACGAUUUUUUUGUUUGAGUUGUAAUUUCACUUUAACAGUAUUUUUUUUUUAAUGUUUUAAUUUCAUACUAGAUAACUUCCAAGUCAAAAUAUAUUUCAGAGUUAGGUAAAUGUACACCUGUAUGAAUCCUUACAUGUUUGGAACACAUGUAGAGGUGAAUUUUAAAUGAAGUUUCAAUAUUUUGCUAUUGUAAAUAUAAAGUAUGUGGUUUGGAAAUAUUGGUUCUGUUAAUGUGUUGUAUUGUUGUUUAGAUUAUUAGUCUUUUUCUACAUAUAUAUAUAUAUAUAUACCUUUGUACUGUUUUAUAGUACCCCAAUGUAGGAAUUAGGCAUCAAGUGAAUAAACGUUUUCUCUUUCUCCAUAAA
This is a messenger RNA of Hypomesus transpacificus, 3897 nucleotides long. RefSeq names its product interleukin 17 receptor D (gene il17rd). Bases 257 to 2587 code for a protein of 776 amino acids. NCBI's taxonomy places the organism in Eukaryota, Metazoa, Chordata, Actinopteri, Osmeriformes, Osmeridae. The transcript has 14 exons. The record is from RefSeq and is a predicted model, not a curated record. Gene Ontology annotation, molecular function: protein binding; interleukin-17 receptor activity.